Anoplopoma fimbria (sablefish) is the source of this 5086-nucleotide messenger RNA. RefSeq names its product tripartite motif containing 8b (gene trim8b). The record is from RefSeq and is a predicted model, not a curated record. Lineage: Eukaryota; Metazoa; Chordata; Actinopteri; Perciformes; Anoplopomatidae.
UGACCGAUAGAGACAGAGAAAGGAACGGGAGAGAGAAAAACCACCGACUCUUGUGCUGAACCUUUGGACUGUAAAGACCCAGCUGACCGGACCGGGCCUCGAACCCAUGCUGGACCUACAACACCGACAAAAAAGGCGUUUUUUUCCUCCAGCAAUGACGGGAUUAUACCGUUAACGUGCCCGUGUAGGUCAGCUAUCGAACAGGCUCUUCUCAGCGGAUAUCUGCUUUUUAUUGCUCCUUUUAAAGAAGAGAAAGAGGAUCUACAAGAUGGCUGGUGACAGCUCCCCCUAACCAGAGACACAGCGGCCCCUGGAAGGCCAGCAGGGUGUUCUCUGUUCAGAAUCAGUUAAACAAUAUAUAAGAUAUGGCUGCUUCAAAUAGAUAAUGACCACAACUAACAAUAGACAAAUAGUGCUUAUUUAUCUGUACCUGGUGGAGCAUGGUGCGGUGACGUCAGAGGCAAUUCACACCUUUUAUUAGAGAUAAGGAAGUAGGAAAAAAUAUGUUGUUGGCUAAAGGCUGAAGAUAGGAGAAGAAGCUGGAGGCCACAGUGAAGAGGAAGAGACCUAAUAACCAUCCUGUUCAGAUCUAACUGAUGAAGAAGAGACCUAAUAACCAUUCUGUUCAGAUCUAACUGAAGAAGAGACCUAAUAACCAUCCUGUUCAGAUCUAACUGAAGAAGAGACCUAAUAACCAUCCUGUUGAGAUAUAACUGAUGAAGAAGAGACCUAAUAACCAUUCUGUUCAGAUCUAACUGAUGAAGAAGAGACCCAAUAACCAUUCUGUUGAGAUAUAACUGAAGAAGAGACCUAAUAACCAUCCUGUUCAGAUCUAACUGAAGAGGAAGAGACCUAAUAACCAUCCUGUUCAGAUCUAACUGAAGAGGAAGAGACCUAAUAACCAUCCUGUUCAGAUCUAACUGAAGAGGAAGAGACCUAAUAACCAUCCUGUUCAGAUCUAACUGAAGAAGAAGAGACCUAAUAACCAUUCUGUUGAGAUAUAACUGAAGAAGAGGAGACCUAAUAACCAUUCUAACUGAUGAAGAAGAGACCUAAUAACCAUUCUAACUGAAGAAGAAGAGACCCAAUAACCAUCCUGUUUAGAUCUAACUGAAGAAGAGACCCAAUAACCAUUCUGUUCAGAUCUAACUGAUGAAGAAGAGACCUAAUAACCAUUCUAACUGAUGAAGAAGAGACCUAAUAACCAUUCUAACUGAUGAAGAAGAGACCUAAUAACCAUUCUAACUGAUGAAGAAGAGACCCAAUAACCAUCCUGUAGAGAUCUGUCUGUAGAUGAGUAGGGGGGGGGGUAAAUUCUCUGCAACACAAGCAACAUUCCUGCGGAUCCUUAAAAAAAACCCUUUGUUUAUUGCGCAGGAGCCGGACUCGACUAUUAAACCUGAUUGAGUAUGCAGAGAGCGGCCGGGUCUGAGUUCUGUGUUUAAUGAGAUUAUAGAAGCCUUUGUUGUCGACAGAGAGCAGCGGGGAUAGAACCAGGCCUUGUGUACAGACAUGAGCUGUGCCACAUAGCUCAUGUUGAAGCCGUGCGUCGGAUCCCACUCUCUGCUGCGCUCCGUCCCCGGCAGGUGGAGGCUCCAGCGGACAAAAGCGUCUCUCUGCGUUCUGAUUAUUCACGGUUAAUCAGGCGUCCUUGAGCUGCAGAUAAAACCAGAUUCAGCAAUAAGCCCCACCGGUCACCUGUCAGGGAGCCUCCUUUCCUCUGCUGAAACACACAGACUGAUCUUUCAGGACGGCGUCGGGUUUGUUUUUUAAACCUUUUUUUUUUCUCACGACUUGUUUUGAGAGUGCUUCCUGUGAGGACAGAGAGGCCUGUUGAAGUGGGAGACGUAUAGUGUAUGCCUGCCCGCACCAUGAUGGCGUCUGACAUGGCUGAGACGUGGAGGAACUGUUUUGAGGAGGAGCUCAUCUGCCCCAUCUGCCUGCACGUGUUCUCAGAUCCCAUCCAGCUGCCCUGCAAGCACAACUUCUGCCGGGGCUGCAUCAGCGAGGCCUGGGCCAAAGACUCCACGCUGGCCCGCUGCCCCGAGUGCAACCACGCAUACACGCAGAAGCCCAGCCUGGAGAAGAACCACAAACUGUCCAACAUAGUGGAGAAGUACAACGCCCUGAGCGUGGAGAAGCCCGCCACGCCGGCGCUGCAGUGCAUCCUGUGCCCGGGCCCGCCACUCCCCGCCGUGAAGGUCUGCCUGCGCUGCAACGCCCCGUGCUGUCAGUCCCACGUCCAGACGCACCUGCAGCAGCCGUGCUCGGCCCUCGGGCACCUGCUGGUGGAGGCGGAGGCGGUGAAGGCGUGGACCUGCCUGCAGCACGACGAGUACCGGCUGUACCACUGCGAGGCCGAGCAGACGGCGGUGUGCCAGUACUGCUGCUUCGCCCGCUGCCACCCCAGCCACGGCCAUGCGGUCACGGACGUGGAGCUGCGACGCAACGACAUCAGACAAAGCCUGUUAAGACAGCAGGAGCGCGUUGAGGAGCGAGUGCAGGAGAUCGAAGAACAGCUCUGCAAACUCGACUCUGACAAGUGUGUGGUGGAGGACAGGGUGUGUGAGCUGAAAGAGGAGGUGCGUCUGCAGUACCAGCGGAUGCACCAGCUCCUGGAGGAGGAUCUCGGUCGGACACUGGAGGCUCUGGACCGGGCUCAGGCUCGGUUCUGCCAGGAGAACGCGGCCCAGGUUCUAGCUCUGGGCGAGCAGCGCCACGAGGCCCAGAAGCUGCUGAGCUCCAUCCACACGGCCUUCAGCAAGGCGGAGGAACUGAGCUUCAUGAAAAACACCAAGCCUGUUAAGAUCCUCACAGACAGGUCUCAGGCAAGUGUGGGCAGCAGUCUCCCUCCUUACAAAGUGGGGAAUAUAAACUCUAAACUAUUCCUCUCUGAAAUCUCAAAACGAGAGAAGAGCUUGAAGAGAACGCUGGAAGUUCCCCUCACCCCUCCCUCGACCUUCCUGCAGUCGGUUCCUGCGUAUCCCAGCGGUCAGAGCUCCGGCUCUGGAGCAGAGAAACGGAAACAUUCCACUGCCUUCCCGGAGGGAAACGGGAACGUCGGAAAAACCGGCACUCCGGGUUUCAAGGACUCCUCUUCCUCGUCUUCUUCCUCAUCUUUAGCCAAACAGCCCUACCUGGGCUCUGGCUCUGCCUCCGGAGAAGGUCAGUCGACCAAUCAGCAGCCUCUGGGUCCCUGCGGCCCGCCUCACAUCAGCGAGAGCGGCGGGACAGGAAGUGGAAGCGGCUCUCUGGCCAACCACCAUUCAGGCUCCGUGUUCGGCUCCUCGCACUUUCCUCCGGGAGGCAGCGGCUCCUCCCACUCCUCCCAGCAGGCCGUGCUGCCUCAAUACGGCGGCCGUAAGAUCCUGGUGUGUACGAUGGAUAACUGCUACUGCUCCGGAGUGCCCUCGGUGUCGGGCCACCGCGGUCAUCCCCCGUACCCACGCUCGGGCUCUUUCCCCUGGGUCAGCACCCAAGACUACCCCCCUCCGCCCGGCCUGGCCUCUGGGGGUCCGUCCAUGCAGGGCCUGGCAGUGAGGGACUGGAUAGACGCCUCGCAGACACACAGACAUGCUGAUUUUUAUGGGCUGUAUGGGCAGCCCUCUACAAAGCACUAUGUCACCAGUUAACGUAGUAGAAACACACACACACACACACACACACACACACACACACACACACACACACGUACUUGGAUAUAGAGACAGGCACCAUAAUAGCACACUGUUACCGUCUUAUUAACCGGAAUAAACAGUUAUACCAUACACGCAUUAAACUAUUAAGAUUUGUACACACACAGACACACACACCGAUCUAGAACAUGUACACACAUUCGGGGGCAGGGUUGAUCUCUUAUGUGUUUUUAUUUUCUCCUUUUCCUUAUUUUCAGUCAGUGUUUCAUGUAGUGUAUUAUACGUAAAAUGCAAGCCAACGCGCUCACUCUGGCACAACUUAGCUCAGCGUUUUUACACAUAAACAAGAGAAGCCUAAGAGGAGAUUGUGACAUGCAUCUUUUUUUUUUUUAUUAUUAUUUAUAGAGCAGAAGAUGGAUUGAUAGAAAAUGAACUUUUAUUAGAAAACGCCUCUUUACUGCUGCUCAUUGACGCUAAAGGGAAAAGAGAUAAAAAACCGUGCAGUGUUGAGCUUUCCAGUUUAGCGCCUGAUGUUUCUCAUAUAAUCACCCCUCUAGUCGUACUGAGAUCAAUUGCCUUAUGUUAUUAUUAGCAUCAUAUUUGUUUCUGCCCAGCGCACUCGGUUUGGUAGAUCCUUUUUAAAAGAGGGACUUCGGUCCCUUCGUGUCUCUUUGUUUUCAUCGUCAUGGCACCUCUUCCCUUCUUCGCUGAGUUCAGGGAUGGAUCGUACGGCUUGAACACAUAAAACGCUCUUCCAUGGAACACCCACAAUGCACUUGUGGACGCCUUGUUAUUGCUGGACUACAGAUGCCGACCCAAAGAGGGACACUGGAGCUGCAUCUGAAGGGCCGGCUGACCCUGGCCCAAAGAGAAUUUGGCCCUUAUUCCUAGCACUCCCUUCCUGCUAUCAGGCUUCCCACAGGACAGAAAAUCUCCUUCUGACACAGACUGUUUCCAUUUAGUAAUUACUAUGACUUUGUGUUAUUUGGUACAUCUGUAAGUUUCAUGCUUGUCUCGAGAGACUCUUUGAUUUAAGAGGAAAAGGCAAGACUGGACAGACCAAACCAAUCAAGCAUCUGGAGGAUCUGAUGAUGCUGUAAUUGUACUUCCUGCAGGGCAAAGAUGUCACUUCCUCUCAAUAAGCACACAAGCUCUUGGCUUCCUGUUUGCAGCUGAAAGCAUGCAAGGAAGAGUUUUUUUAAAGCACUCAAAAAGAAGAACAAUGGGGGGUAAAAUGUAUGCAGUUUUAAAAAUGAGUGUGUGGAAGAAAAGAAGGGUGGGAGUAAUUUUUUUCAUGAACUUUUUUCUAAAAGAACAAGACUGGACUGUGAGAUGUAAGCAAUUGUCAUCAUCCUCAAAAAGGAGCUGUUGCAACAGUCAACAUAAAGAGGAAAAAAAAAACAACAACAUAAAAGUAUCUUUUUUUGUAAAUAUUUUGUGAAAUGGAAAAA